GCAGCUCAAAAACUGGCCGUUUUCGAUGAUUUUAACGGGUGGGAAAGUCAAGUCAAGUUUAUUUGUCACAUACACAUACGAGAUGUGCAGUGAAAUGAAAGUGGCAAUGCUCGCGGACUUUUGUGCAAAAGACAAACAACAAAACAACCAAACAAAUUAUAAACACAAUCAUAACACACAUAUUCUUUUACAUAAUAAAUAAUGGAAGGAAAAAAAACGUUCUGUAGAGUUAGUCCCUGGUGAGAUAGGCGUUUACAGUCCGAAUUGCCUCUGGGAAGAAACUCCUUCUCAACCUCUCCGUUCUCACCGCAUGGCAACGGAGGCGUUUGCCUGACCGUAGCAGCUGGAACACUCCGUUGCAGGGGUGGAAGGGGUCUUCCAUGCUUUUAUUUGCUCUGGAGUUGCACCUCCUGUUGUAUCGUUCCUGCAGGGGGAUGAGUGAAGUUCCCAUAGUGCGUUCGGCCGAACGCACUACUCUCUGCAGAGCCUUCUUAUCCUUGGCAGAGCAAUUCCCAAACCAGAUGGUAAUGUUCCCGGACAAGAUGCUUUCCACCGCCGCUGCGUAGAAGCACUGGAGGAUCCUCGGAGACACUCUGAAUUUCCUCAAUUGCCUGAGGUGGUAAUGGCGCUGCCUUGCCUUACUCACAAGUGCUGAGGCGUGUGAUGCCCAUGUCAUAUCCUCAGAUAUGUGGACUCCCAGAUAUUUAAAACAGUUCACCCUAUCCACAGGAUCCCCAUUUAUCCUCAAUGGAGUGUACGUCCUCGGAUGAUGUGCCCUCCUAAAGUCCAUGAUCAGCUCCUUUGUUUUUUUGAUGUUCAAGAGGAGGCUGUUAUCCUGGCACCAGAGUGCUAGAAUCAGCCACCUCCUCCCGGUAGGCCUUCUCAUGGUGCGUGUUUUCCCAUUCACUAACAUGUACCGGAUGUAUAGCAUGUACUCCACUUGAGAUUUUCGGUAACGUGGGUGCGGAUCUAUGCUCCAGUGACCUUUCGUGAAAUCACCCUAUUCAGGCAGCAUGGAUGGAAUGAGAAAUUAUCAAUGUUUUGGGUCUGACCCUUUGCCGCUUCUCUCGCCACAAAUACUGACACAGUUUUUGUUUUUUUUACCAACACUUUGUUGAAAUAUAACAAUUGUACUGAGUAAUCUCCAGCUUUCUAAUGUAUUGAUUGGUACGUUCACAUUUUGUGGAUGCAAGUGAUGGUUUGGUAUAUCAGAUUGUUUAAUCUGCAACAAUAAAGGAAUUUCAUUGUAAAUUUCCCCCUUCCCAUUCUGAGUGCAGAUCAUUUUACAGCCCAUUUAGUUGCUAUAAAUUGUAAUAUUUUUGUAUUGACUCAAUUUUGUGCAUUACAAUUUAAAUUGUGUACAUUUGCCAACGUGUUUUCCAGUUUACUACUUCCCUGAAGAUGUUGACUCGUACUGGGGGUACUGUUCCAUAUCGUUGGGCAUCCUCUGGUAUCUUGCCUAAGUGGUUGCUGUUCAGUACCAACCUAGACAGUGAGUGUUGGCAGGCGAUUUCACUGUGGUGUAUCACAUCUGAGCCCAGUCCUGUCAUUGUCUGACAUCCAGAGUGUUUUUUGUAGUAAGAGUUGCAGCAUAGUGACAGGAGUCGGUAUCUUCUUGUUCCUCCAUACUUUUGUCAAUAUACUGAAGAUUCAGCUUAGCGUAAAGUCAGGGUAUCAUGUCAGAUGUAGCUGGAACCAUCAGAUGGUCUUUGAUGGAUUUCAUAACUUGGCAAUUUCCGGAUUUUAAACAGUUUUUCUAGUUUGAUCACAAGUGAAUUCUAAUUUACUCAUUAAAAAGAUAAGCAGAUAUUCUAUAAUACCUAAGCAGGGAGGAGGCAAAUUGUGACAAACUUUGUUGCAUGUUACAUCUAAUCUCCUGUGUUCUGAAGUACUCCGAAAGUGCAAUUAUCUGUCCUAUCAGAUUUGCCUCUAAAAUAGUGGUAAAUUUAAACAUGAAUUUUGUAUGUUAAUGCAGAGUGAGUCUGCAGCGAUGCAACUGACAAGGCAAUGAUGACAGGAAUUACAUCGUUUUUUCUUGCAGUGAUCUAUGCCAGCCAUAAUGACUAUUUUAGCGGAUCACGCAGCUCGCCAGCUGCUGGACUUCACUCAGAAGCUUGAUAUAAACCUUUUGGACAAUGUGGUAAAUUGUCUGUAUCAUGGAGAAGGGGCACAGCAAAGAAUGGCUCAAGAGGUUUUAACUCAUUUAAAGGAGCAUCCUGAUGCAUGGACAAGAGUUGACACUAUUCUGGAGUUUUCACAAAAUAUGAAUACUAAAUAUUACGCACUGCAGAUCUUGGAAAAUGUAAUAAAAACUAGAUGGAAGAUUCUCCCAAGAAAUCAAUGUGAAGGAAUUAAAAAAUAUGUUGUUGGAUUGAUUAUUAAGACUUCAUCUGAUCCUGUAAACAUUGAGAAGGAAAAAGUUUACAUUGGGAAGCUGAAUAUGAUUCUGGUUCAGAUACUCAAACAGGAAUGGCCAAAACACUGGCCUACAUUCAUCAGUGACAUCGUCGGAGCAAGCAGAACCAGCGAGAGCCUAUGUCAGAACAACAUGAUUAUUCUCAAAUUAUUGAGUGAGGAAGUGUUUGAUUUCUCCAGUGGGCAAAUGACCCAAGUUAAAGCAAAACAUCUAAAGGACAGCAUGUGCAAUGAAUUCUCUCAAAUAUUCCAGCUGUGCCAAUUUGUCAUGGAAAACUCUCAAAAUGCACCUCUUGUUCAAGCAACCUUAGAAACAUUGCUGAGGUUCUUAAACUGGAUUCCGCUUGGAUAUAUCUUUGAAACUAAACUAAUUAGCACGCUAGUAUAUAAAUUUCUCAAUGUACCCAUGUUCAGAAAUGUUACUCUGAAGUGCCUGACAGAGAUAGCUGGAGUAAGCGUUAGCCAGUAUGAAGAACAGUUUGUUACUCUCUUCACCCUAACAAUGAUACAGCUGAAGCAGAUGCUUCCCUUAAAUACCAAUAUACGAAUGGCAUAUGCAAACGGCAAGGAUGAUGAGCAGAACUUCAUCCAGAACUUGAGUCUAUUUCUUUGUACUUUCUUAAAAGAACAUGGACAGCUCGUUGAAAAAAGAUUGAAUUUAAGAGAAACUCUUAUGGAGGCUCUUCAUUACAUGCUGCUGGUCUCUGAAGUGGAAGAAACUGAAAUUUUCAAAAUUUGUUUGGAGUAUUGGAAUCAUUUGUCUUCUGAGCUCUAUAGGGAAAGUCCCUUCUCAACACCUGCAGCACCUGUGCUUUCUGGAAGUCAGCAUUUUGAUGUGCCUCCAAGAAGACAACUUUAUUUGCCAGUAUUAUCCAAGGUUCGUCUUCUAAUGGUCAGUCGUAUGGCCAAGCCGGAAGAGGUAUUAGUGGUGGAAAAUGACCAAGGAGAGGUUGUGCGAGAGUUUAUGAAAGAUACAGAUUCCAUCAACUUGUAUAAAAAUAUGAGGGAAACGCUUGUGUACCUUACUCAUUUGGAUUAUGCUGAUACUGAGCGCAUUAUGACAGACAAGCUUCACAACCAGGUGAAUGGUACUGAGUGGUCAUGGAAAAAUCUGAACACCCUCUGUUGGGCUAUUGGUUCCAUUAGUGGCGCUAUGCACGAGGAAGAUGAGAAGAGAUUUCUGGUAACGGUUAUCAAAGAUCUUUUGGGACUGUGUGAACAGAAGAGGGGGAAAGACAACAAAGCCAUUAUUGCAUCAAAUAUCAUGUAUAUUGUGGGACAGUACCCACGUUUCUUGAGAGCUCACUGGAAGUUUUUAAAAACAGUGGUUAACAAACUGUUUGAAUUUAUGCAUGAAACUCAUGAUGGAGUUCAAGAUAUGGCAUGUGAUACUUUCAUUAAAAUUGCUCAAAAAUGUCGUCGACACUUUGUUCAGGUGCAAGUUGGAGAAGUAAUGCCAUUCAUCGAUGAGAUUCUGAAUAAUAUAAAUACAAUAAUUUGUGAUCUUCAACCACAACAGGUUCACACUUUUUAUGAAGCUGUUGGUUAUAUGAUUGGUGCUCAGACAGAUCAGACAGUGCAAGAACAUUUAAUAGAAAAAUACAUGAUGCUACCGAAUCAGGUCUGGGACAGUAUUAUACAACAAGCAACUAAAAAUGUUGACAUUCUUAAGGACCCUGAGACUGUAAAACAGCUUGGCAGUAUUCUGAAAACAAAUGUUCGGGCCUGUAAAGCUGUUGGUCAUCCAUUUGUCAUCCAGCUUGGUCGAAUCUAUCUGGAUAUGUUGAACGUGUACAAGUGCCUCAGUGAAAAUAUUUCAGCAGCAAUUCAAGCAAAUGGUGAUAUGGUUACAAAACAGCCCUUAAUCAGAAGUAUGCGGACAGUAAAAAGGGAGACUCUGAAGCUUAUUUCCGGUUGGGUGAGCAGAUCCAAUGAUCCACAGAUGGUGGGUGAAAAUUUUGUUCCUCCUUUGCUGGAUGCAGUGCUUAUUGACUAUCAAAGAAAUGUACCAGCUGCGAGAGAACCAGAAGUGCUUAGCACCAUGGCAACCAUCGUGAACAAAUUGAGCGGACAUAUUACAUCAGAAAUUCCUCAGAUAUUUGAUGCUGUCUUCGAAUGCACUUUAAAUAUGAUUAAUAAGGACUUCGAAGAAUAUCCAGAACAUAGAACAAAUUUCUUCCUGCUUUUACAAGCUGUUAAUUCUCAUUGUUUCCCAGCAUUCCUAGCCAUUCCUCCAGCACAAUUUAAGCUAGUUUUAGAUUCCAUUAUAUGGGCUUUUAAACACACCAUGAGAAAUGUUGCUGAUACAGGUCUACAGAUUCUCUACACACUUCUGCAAAAUGUUGCGCAGGAAGAAGCAGCAGCGCAAAGUUUCUAUCAGACAUAUUUUUGUGAUGUCCUCCAACACAUCUUUUCCGUUGUCACAGAUACAUCUCACACUGCUGGUUUGACAAUGCAUGCAUCAAUACUUGCAUACAUGUUUAAUCUGGUGGAGGAAGGAAAAAUAUCAGUACCCCUUAACCCAACAAAUCCUGUCACCAAUCAUGUAUUCAUUCAGGAUUAUGUGGCUAAUCUAUUGAAAUCUGCUUUUCCACAUCUACAAGAGGCACAAGUAAAGUUAUUUGUAACUGGGCUUUUCAGUUUGAAUCAAGACAUUGCAGCUUUUAAAGAACAUCUGAGAGAUUUCCUUGUCCAAAUCAAGGAGUUUGCUGGAGAAGAUAGUGCUGAUUUGUUCUUGGAAGAAAGAGAAGCUGCUUUACGCCAGGCACAAGAAGAAAAACAUAAACUUCAAAUGUCUGUUCCUGGUAUUCUUAAUCCACAUGAAAUCCCUGAGGAAAUGUAUGAUUGAGAUAAGGAGUAAACCAAGUUGUGCUGUUUCUUCUGUUCAGCCUUCAUUAAUGUAGCUUUGCAGAAGAUAAUGCACAAGUGUCUUGACCAAAAAUGAUGCCAAUAUAUGUAUAUUAAAUCCUUUGUCACCUGAUAGCUCUUUUUACUUAGUAUGCGAUUUGUAUGGAAGUUUUUUCUUGUGUAAUAUCUUUCCAUUGUUAUAAAUUCAAAGUUUUGUCAUCUUUGUUUAGAUUUGCAUGCAGUUGUAUGAAUCAAAUCACUUUUGAAAGAUCAGUUGUGUCCCAUUUUAUGGUUUGGGAGGGGAGGAAAGAGAGCUGAGGGCAUUGCUGUGCCUCUGCUUGCAAAGUGUACAGGAGAGAUAGGAAUUAUUUUCAGUAAUUGAUGACCAUUCUCUUAAAUUGGGUGUGUGUUACUUUGUUGUAGCAUAGCCUUUAUGCAACCUAGGAAUGAAAGUGAUUGGGUGGGGUGGGGGUGGGGAUAUUCGAAGCAUAGUGUCAGGCAUGUCCAAGUGCUGCUUUUCAAUUGUAUCUAUGGGUAGUUGGAAGAAAUGGUAAUGCUUGACUGAAUUAAUGCAAUUCUAGCCUGAUAGGUUUGCGGCAAGAUCAUGUGCACAUCAUCCCAGUGUAAAGCAUCUUGAAUGACUUGGGAACACAGUACACUUGGUUAUUUUUUAUGAAUUUUUUUUGUCUAUGUAUGUGCUGUCGCUUUGUCGACAACAGCUUUUUGUUUUCCUCAAUGAGGAGUGUUGCUCAUUUGUUGAGCCUUCAUUAAUUCUAAGUGAAAGUAGUUAAAUAUUUAUCGAGUUGGCAUAGGCUGCAUCUUUAUAAACAGCUCAUGAAAAUACUGAUGGCUUUUGAGAUGACUUGUACUAAUUUACGUUGUUUACCAUGCUGUAGUGCUUCAAGAACACUACUUAAGAGCAAAAUAAAUUUGGUUUACAUUUAAA
Molecule: messenger RNA, 6208 nt
Organism: Leucoraja erinaceus (little skate)
Lineage: Eukaryota; Metazoa; Chordata; Chondrichthyes; Rajiformes; Rajidae
Product: exportin-1
Exons: 25
Coding region: 2048-5263 (1071 amino acids)
Biological process (GO): protein export from nucleus; ribosomal small subunit export from nucleus; ribosomal large subunit export from nucleus
Cellular component (GO): nucleus; cytoplasm
Molecular function (GO): small GTPase binding; nuclear export signal receptor activity
Source: RefSeq, a predicted model, not a curated record